AUCCGAGAGCACUAGAAAACCAAACGGACGCAUGCAAAUUCCUUUCAACGAAUCUUAAAACCCGCAAACCUCAAAACGUGGCGCCUCCUGCAUUUUCGUUUUCCGACCCUUUCCCUUCCUUUUCUCCCUCUCUCUCCCUCUCUGUUUUCAGAACUCUUUCUCUCAGGAAUCGUGGUCGCUGUAUCAUCAUCUAUUUCCUUGUUCGUUGAUUUUGAUCAGCUGGUACUGGUCAGCAAAUCGGACGGACCUUAUUCGUUUUCGCCGAGCUCUCCAGCUCCGGCUCCGGAGAAUGUGGCUUUGCUUCCGCUGAAUAUAUUCUUGAGUUGUGAGAUGCCAUAGAAGCUGUCGAUGUCUAUGAAAUCCAUCGCAUUGUUGCUGUGAGAUAAGAUUCGAGCUUUGUUUGUCUAUGAAGUCCUUCAAAUCAUUUCAAUCAGUGAAAAAGAAUGCCUUAUUUGAUGCGGGAAAAUACGGUUUAAAGAUGAAACAGCUGCCGUUUAUGGGAGUUGUGUGUACAGUAAUGCUGUUCAUUAUAUAUAGAACCACAAAUUAUCAGUACAAACAGACACAGAUUGAAACAAAAUUUCACCCAUUUGACACCGCAGAGGAUUCUAUUAUAUCUUCCGGGAACUUGCGUGGUUUGCCCCGUGGUAUUGUUCAAGGUCGUUCAGAUUUGGAGUUGAGGCCUUUAUGGUCAACAAGCAGUUCAAGAUCAAAGGUUGAAGCUUCCACCCAUCGUAACUUGCUAGCAAUUCCAGUUGGUAUUAAGCAAAAGGAUAAUGUUGAUGCUAUUGUGCAAAAGUUUCUUCCAGAGAAUUUCACAGUUGUGCUUUUCCAUUAUGAUGGUAAUGUCGAUGGGUGGUGGGAUCUCGAGUGGAGUAGCAAGGCUGUACACAUAGUUGCUCAAAACCAAACGAAAUGGUGGUUUGCAAAGCGUUUUUUGCAUCCAGCGGUUGUAUCUAUAUAUGACUAUAUAUUUCUCUGGGAUGAAGAUUUGGGUGUGGAGAAUUUUGAUCCAGGAAGUUACCUAGAAAUUGUGAAAUCAGAAGGACUGGAGAUUUCUCAGCCAGCUCUCGAUCCCAAUUCAACAGAUAUACAUCAUAGGAUAACUGUACGAUCGAAAAGAAAGAAGUUGCAUAGAAGAGUCUAUGACAUUAGAGGUAGUACUAAGUGUUCAAAUGCCAGUGAGGGGCCACCCUGUACCGGAUUUGUUGAAGGAAUGGCUCCAGUGUUUUCAAGAGCUGCUUGGUAUUGUGCUUGGCAUCUUAUACAGAAUGAUCUUGUCCACGGAUGGGGAUUGGACAUGAAGGUUGGAUAUUGUGCACAGGGGGAUCGCACAAAGAAAGUGGGAGUUGUUGAUCGUGAAUACGUUGUUCACAAGGGCAUACAAACCUUGGGUGGGGGUGGCCCCCCUUCGAAAAAGGUUACAAAUUCAGAAGAUUCUGCUAAGAGACAUGGUGCUACGCCCAUGGAUCCACGAAUGGAGAUUCGGAGGCAGUCAACAUGGGAGCUUCAAAUCUUUAAGGACCGCUGGAAUCAAGCCGUAGCAGAAGACAAGGACUGGGUUGAUCCCUUCACAAGAUAUCAGAAACAACGUAAAAAGCAAAGACGCCACCACCAUUGAGUUUGAAAUUGACCAAGCAGCUUGUGUCAGGUAGUCCAGUUAGUUACAGCUUCAUCGACACACAGGCUCACCUAUACUUGUAAUUUAUCCAUUUUGAAUGCUCAUAAUUUCAUUAUUUGAAUGUUGACAAUUUUACAAAAAUUUCAAUUUUGUGGUGUAUAUCUAGUUAUCUGUUCUGAACC
This is a messenger RNA of Tripterygium wilfordii, 1803 nucleotides long. RefSeq lists its product as uncharacterized. The transcript is spliced from 16 exons. The record is from RefSeq and is a predicted model, not a curated record. Bases 407 to 1621 code for a protein of 404 amino acids. NCBI's taxonomy places the organism in Eukaryota, Viridiplantae, Streptophyta, Magnoliopsida, Celastrales, Celastraceae.